AAGCUUGAAAACGAGAGAGACGUCUUCUUUCCUUACAAUUUUUCAUAUAAAUUAAGAAAAACAAAAAUAUGGAACCAAAAUUCAGUUGUAUUCUGUUCGUAAUUUGUAAGAAACAUCUCAACAGUCAUCCCCUUUCAACUGGGAAAGGCGGGAAGCGAAAUGGGUCACCCAAUUCGCUUAAGAGCUUCCUGGGGUUGGCUAGUUUCAGAAAUGGCUGCGAUUAGACCCACCUUAAUCCACAAGAAUCCCUUUAUUUCCUCCUCAUCAUUUUCCGUCGGGAGAAGUCCCCUUUCUAUGAAGGAAGAAAUCGACGAAACUCAUCAGGAACUGGAAGUGCCUUCUAAUCGCAUUCACGAGUUGGAGGUCUCUAGGAACCCAUCAGGGCUUGCCCAAGAACUUUCAGGCAUGGAAAUGAGAAAUGUGGCUAAAGUAAAAGAUGAAGAUAACCUGUUUGAUGAAAUGAAAAAGAGAUUUCUGAGUUUUAAGAAGCACAAGUAUUUGGAACAUUUGGAGCAUUUUCAAGCUCUUGCAGAACUACAAGCCCCUAAGUUCAUGGUGAUUUCUUGUGCGGAUUCUAGGGUAUGCCCAUCCAAUAUCCUUGGAUUUCAACCCGGUGAAGCUUUCGCGAUUCGCAAUGUAGCGAACAUUGUUCCACCAUGGGAGAAUGGACCAACUGAAACCAAUGCAGCCCUUGAGUUUGCAGUAAACACACUUGAAGUUGAGAAUAUUUUAGUCAUUGGCCAUAGUAGUUGUGCUGGGAUCCAGAGCAUUAUGAGCAUGGAAGACGAUGUUACCGCCUCGAGCUUUGUUCAUAAGUGGAUGGCGAAUGCAAAAGUUGCCAAAUUAAGAACAAAAGCUGCCGCCGCACAUCUUAGUUUUGACCAGCAAUGUAAAUAUUGUGAGAAGGAAUCGAUCAAACUUUCAUUGAAGAACUUGACGACGUACCCGUCGAUCGAGGAGCGGUUAAAACGGGAGUUGAUUUCUGUUCAUGGAGGAUACUAUGAUUUCUUGACUUGCACAUUUGAGAAGUGGACCCUUGAUUACAAGAACGCCAGCAGAGUUGAUGAUGAUGAUGAUCAUCAUGGAUGUCUGAUGAAAAACCAAUCAGUUUGGUGUUGACAUUUUCUGAAUCAUUAUCCUCUCUGAAACUUGGGGAGAGCAGCUGCUGAAAUCAUUACAAGAAAACGUAUCUGUAAAUUGCGUCUUUAGUUUCAUGAAGGUGAUGAUUGAUCUGCUAUGUAACAUGUACAACUCUUGUAUAUGAAUUUACCUUACAUCAAUGUGGAAAAAUGUUUAUCCGAAUUUUUGAAGGACUAAUUUGAAAAUCAAAUAUUGUGGA
Messenger RNA from Momordica charantia (bitter melon), 1339 nucleotides. RefSeq names its product beta carbonic anhydrase 5, chloroplastic. Lineage: Eukaryota; Viridiplantae; Streptophyta; Magnoliopsida; Cucurbitales; Cucurbitaceae. Gene Ontology annotation, biological process: carbon utilization. The record is from RefSeq and is a predicted model, not a curated record. Gene Ontology annotation, molecular function: carbonate dehydratase activity; zinc ion binding.